Molecule: messenger RNA, 2928 nt
Organism: Cynoglossus semilaevis (tongue sole)
Lineage: Eukaryota; Metazoa; Chordata; Actinopteri; Pleuronectiformes; Cynoglossidae
Gene: tcp11l2
Product: t-complex 11, testis-specific-like 2
Exons: 10
Coding region: 145-1725 (526 amino acids)
Biological process (GO): signal transduction
Source: RefSeq, a predicted model, not a curated record
UCGCCUGUUGUGUCCUCAGAGCCAGCUGGUGAACGAAGGACCUUUAAACAGAAAAACGAACUGUACUCGACGGUGUCGAAUCUCCUUUCAGGGUUGAAUCAGUUCUAGAGUUCUCUCCCUUUUCAGAGACUUUAAUGAGCUAACAUGCCUCUGAACGACAAGCGACUCAACUCAACAUCCAGCGGUGAGGACCUGGGCAGUGAUGUGGAGUCAACUUCAGAACGCUACGACAGCCUGACCUCGUCCAGUGACCUGGACUGCUCCAGAGAAAGUUUCACCAGUGACUGUUCCAGCAAGCACUGCACUCCCUCUUCAAGUCCCCCCAAAACACUAACUCUGGAUGAGGUCAUUAAGUCCGCCAGGGACCUGUCCAGACUCAGUCUGGCCCAUGAGAUCACCGUGAACCAGAACUUUCAACUCGAGCCCAUUGGCCUACCUCAGGAAAGUCUAAUGAAGUUAAUUAGGGAUAACGUUCACAAAGCUUUUUGGGACAUCCUGGAGUCCGAGCUGAGCGACGAUCCACCUGAAUAUGGACACGCCGUCAGAUUAUUGGAGGAGAUCAGAGAGAUCCUCCUGUCAUUCCUUAAUCCUGGAGCCAAUCGAAUGAGAACCCAAAUCAUGGAGGUUCUGGACAUGGACCUGAUCCGUCAGCAGGCUGACAACGAUGCUGUCGACAUACAGGGCUUGGCCUCCUACAUCAUCACCACCAUGGGCAAGAUGUGUGCACCCGUCCGGGACGAAGACGUCAAGAAACUGCAAGAGAGUACAGAAAAUAUUGUAAAACUUUUCAGGGAGAUUUUCCGCAUCCUGGACCUGAUGAAAGCAGAUAUGGUGAACUUUAGGAUCGUAAACCUGCGGCCGGUGCUGCAGAGGCAGAGUGUUGAAUAUGAAAGAGCCACAUUCCAGAGCAUCCUGGAGAAAACACCAAAUGCUUUGAACAACACCACGGCCUGGAUUAAGUCAGCACUAGAGGAACUUCAAGCAUCCAUCCCCUCAGACCGGAGUCAAGGUAAAGACCAGAGGAUUGUACCCGGGCCUCUGCAGAUACUCGGUGUCGCCUUCCUUCAGAUCCUUACAUGGGACUACAAUAGAAACCCAUUGCCUGAGACCUGGAUAACAGACGAGGUCCGUCUGCGAGAGAUCCAGUGGAAGCUGCAGCAGCAUCAGGCGCUGACUGAGGUGCUUCUCAUUGUCCACAGCACCAUCGGUGGACCCAUCCAAGGUGUGUCGGCCUUGUCUGAGCGCUUGAAGAGGAUGAUCACAGUGCUGCUGGAUGGGAUGCACAGUGGAGACCUCAACCUAAAGGAGGCACUAGAGGGCAUCAGUGCACAGAUCUGCUGUGAGCUCAACAAGUCUUUAACUGAGAGAAACUACCCACCACUGACCCCAGCACUUCAAGGGACACUCAAGGGGCAGAUCUGCAGCAUCACUGAGGAGGACAAUCCUAUCCGAACAUUAGUUGAGGACCGUGUGCAGCAGUACUUCGUGGCACUCAUCUGUGAUCCUAAACCCCAGGCCAAACUUGAACAGGUACCAGCUGGCCUGACAGCCAUCAAAUCUGAACUGGCAGUGAUUGGAGCCAGGUAUAUCAGCCUGGUCAACUACAACAAAGCCGUGUACGGACCUUUCUACGCAGAUAUUAUCAGGAAGCUGCUCUUCAACAGCCAUCCUCCUGCAGGAAGCUCAACAGAGAGCAUGGCACAGGAGUCCCUUUCCUCUGACUGAAUACAAACUCUGGCUCGUUCAGUCUGAGAAAUCCUUUUAGCCCACAAGAUGGAGCUGAAGAUAAAUAAUAGACAAGUAUGAAUCCUCUUCUGAUCAGCCAGUGUUCUCCAACAGUUGGAGUUAGCUUGUUGUGUUAUUGAUUUAGUUUAUAUCACCACAUUCAGCAGUGGAGGUACUGCUUCAUUGAGGGGCAGGUCAUAAAAUUUGAGUCAUGUUAUAGUAAUAAAUGUUAUUAGAUAUGAACGUUCAUAUGUGAACCCUGCAGCCAUGUUUGUUUUUGUAAAGUCAAACUGCUGAUAUACAUAAAGGGAGAUAAACAAGGGCAGGGCUAUAAGUGAUGCUCCAGUGAGCUUUAUGAAGCAAAGAGGAAUCAAUUUUUUAAAAAAUGUAAGAAAUAGCAGUGAAACGUUGGUCUUUGAUGACAUAAUAAUGUAGAACCAAAAAGCCCUUUUUAUUGUCUCCACUAUUUAAUCUAGUUUCAUAGCAGAUCUUUUUUAGUUCCUAACAAUCACUGGUCAACACUGAAGUCACUUUGGAAACAUUAACAAAAUGUAGCCUCACAUAAAUGAUACACUUUCAUAUUUGGCACUGUACACAUGAGUGUAUUACAACUCAAUUUUAGAAUAUUUUAUAUGAUUAGUUAAUAGUUAAAACUGUAACUAGUUGUUUCAAAUGGUCAACCUUUUUAAUCCUAAAAUAUACUCUUUCUUACAUAUUUGUGUACUGGUCAAAUUAGUGUCUUGUUUUUCAUCAUUCCGUAUGUGAGUUGUUAGACAAUGAACAACAUUGUCAUUGGAAAACUUUUGGUGCAACUGGAAUUUUGCAAAACACAUGACUUCAGUUAUGAACAGUGCAUGUGCAAAAUAAUCAGGAUAAAUAAACAUAAUUCUAAUGCGAUUAAUGACAGUUUGACAGUCUGCAUGUGUACUUUCUGUAGAAAUAUUCAUAUUAUUGGUUUUAUCUUGUACACAUUUACUUACAUUCGCUAAUGUGAUUUACUAUGUUUUUGCUUAUAUUUUAGUUUUUCUUUUGGUACUGUGGUUGUUAUAGUGUUACAAUGCUGACAGUUUAAAAAAUAACUUGCAAUUUAAAGGCGCUUUACUCUGAGUGAUUUCUUCAAAGCAACUCAAAGAUAAAUAAAUGUGUUUAUAUUGUUCACGUUUACACAAUGUUGCAAAAAAAAUACAACUAUUUAAAACACAA